This is a messenger RNA of Strongylocentrotus purpuratus (purple sea urchin), 10850 nucleotides long. RefSeq names its product ankyrin-3. The record is from RefSeq and is a predicted model, not a curated record. NCBI's taxonomy places the organism in Eukaryota, Metazoa, Echinodermata, Echinoidea, Camarodonta, Strongylocentrotidae. The transcript is spliced from 55 exons. Gene Ontology annotation, biological process: signal transduction. The coding region runs from base 1408 to 8328 and encodes 2306 amino acids. Gene Ontology annotation, molecular function: protein binding.
CAUUGCCUAGUGCGUCUCAACAGGAAGGGGUAUAUGUGGGCAGCGAGUGCGUGAUCUUGCUGGCAGGGGAAGACGAAAGCCAAACCAGUGUUUGUUGCGCAGGCGAUCGGGACAACACACGUAUCUCAAGUCCUGUAGCUCGAUCCGCAAAGGCCUGACCCCCCGUCACGUGGCGUAACUAGUCGUUGAGGACAAACGGAUGAACAGGUCAUCAUCACUUGAGGAAAGCAAUCAGUUUUCAUACAAACUGCAACUUGCAAGACAAAAGUGCAUUGAAUCUAAGACAUCAUCAAAUAUUCUCCUUCAACAACUUUCAUUCCAGGAGGCUUGAAGGAAGAGCCCUUGCAAAUCCUCACACGGUAUUUGAACAAGCCAAUAUUUUGCCAAGAGCGACCUGUACAUACCCUCAGCUGUGUAGCUGCUGAUGACGAUUUUCAUCUUGGAUCUAUUACAGGCAUCGUUGUCACUUGCUGUCCGCGCUCUGUCUGCGCAUACAUUCUCUCGAGUCCGGCUUUCAGCUCUGAAAUCUGUCGCGGCGUAUCCCGAUUGAUUCGCUAGAUCUGGAUCUGAAAAUGCGACUGCCGACACAGAAGGCUUAUUCAGCUUUUGAACAGAAGAUGUAAGCUGGUAUUGGUGCGUGAGCUAGUCUUUGUCCAAGACCUUCAGAGAGAUUCAUCGAGAUAGAGAGGAGGAAUUUGUGACUUGUGGUGUUUGAAUCAAGACUUGGGAAUGGAUUUUUGCUUGAAUACCUAUGUCCUAUUUUCAUACCAACCAAGGCCGUUGGACAUCUGAGAUCCGUCUUCAUCGCAUUCUUGAAGUCUGUACAUUGUGGCUUUCUCAUCAAGCGAGGUCGCCGCCACUUGUCUUUUACCGCUGGCGACAGUUUUGACAGUAGAAACUGAACGGGAUCGUUUCAGACCCUUCAGCUAGCACCCCAUCCUCCCACGACAGCUGAGGAAGGGUCGCCUUAACACGAUCAGCACAAGUUUAAUGAAAACACAGAAGUAAAGCAGUAGUAAAUCAUGAAAUAAAUCAUUGUUGUUCAGCCCAGAGAGAUAUUGACAAGCGUAAUCGGAGAGAAAGAGCAUUUGCGUGAAUACCGUCAUUGACAUUAGCAUAAUUCUGUACCCAUGCAAGACAUGAGGAUGGCCUAAUUAAGUGCCUUUCUUUUCUCUUGUCAAAUCAGUUGUGCCUUUUAAAUGUCUGGAUUUUUUUGUAUGACAAAUGGAAAUAUCACACCGUUCUUCCUGCACCAGUGCCUUACUCAGGAUUACAUAUUUUGGAAUACCGCCUAAGCUGCUGUAACAGUGUGUGGGAUGGGAUUGUUUCAAUAUCUGGAUGGUGCAUAGAGAGAACAAAACACAUUAAAUUUCACUUUGGAUUGGAUGCGUGAGCUAAUAAAGUCUGAUGCUGACAAAGCUUGCAACCUUUGUAUCUGCUGCUGCGAUUUUCCUUUGCUUCUUUGUAACCCUGCUUGAGUUCUUCACGCGGGAACUUUACUACUCAGUGCACCAAAAGAUCAACGGCGUCGCGAGUGUCGUGAACAUAAAAGCAACUAAUACGGCUAGUGUCACAAACAACGAGAAACCAACAAACACUGCUCGUAGUGCAAACAACGAACCAGCAAGCACUGGUGGUACUGCAAUCGACAAGAAAUCAACAAACACUGCUGGUAUCGUAAUCAACAAGAAAUCAACAAACUCUGCCGAUAUCGUAAAUAACGAGAAAUCGACAACCAUGAAUAAGAUGACGUCGCUGGAGAUCUCGCGGGCUAACACCCUGCUCCACCGUCAGCCCAAGCACCCUUUGCAGAAGAUGAAGAACGGUCGGCCGUGCAGCUUUCCAACGACGCGCACCGAGCUCUACUCCAUCUAUAACAACCAGGGGGAGCGACAGACAGAGGAGCAGCGCAUCCUGGACGAGAUCUUCUCAUGCCUACUGAAAGGCAUCGUGGAUGGAUGUUACGAUGAGAAUGGCCUGAACGCUCUCCAUCUAAGCUCUAAGGAGGGCCAUCUGAACAUUGUCACUGAACUGCUCAAGAGAGGAGCCGAUGUGGACGCAGCCACCAAGAAAGGAAACACCGCCCUCCACAUCGCUUCGCUCGCCGGUCAGGAGGACAUCGUCCGCAUGCUCGUGGAGUUCAACGCCAACGUGAAUGUCCAGUCGCAGAAUGGAUUCACACCACUGUACAUGGCCGCCCAGGAGAACCACGUCAAAGUCGUCAAGUUCCUGCUGUCCAGCGGGGCCAAUCAGAGCCUUGCAACAGAGGAUGGGUUUCUGCCGCUUGAUGUCGCGACCCAACAGGGUCACGAUAUCGUCGUGGAAACUCUCUUGCAACACUCACGACCCCAGUAUCCGAAUAAAUCGGAGGAUGGGUUUACACCGCUGGCGGUUGCCCUGCAGCAAGGACACGACAAGGUCGUCGCCGUUCUACUGGAGAACGACCGUGCAGGCAAGACUCGGCUGCCGGCCCUGCACAUCGCUGCCCGUAAGGACGACACCAAGGCUGCCUCUCUGCUUCUACAAAAUGGACACAACCCAGAUGUGCCAUCUAAGAGUGGUUUUACCCCACUGCACAUAGCUGCUCACUAUGGACACGUCAAUGUGGCGACACUCCUCCUCCAAAAGGGAGCUUCGGUCGACCACGCUGCCAGGAACCAUAUCACACCACUCCACGUCGCAGCCAAGUGGGGGCGUGUCAAUAUGGUCAACACACUUCUAGACCGAGGGGCGCGUAUCGAUGCAAAGACCAGGGAUGGUCUCACUCCCCUCCAUUGCUCUGGACGCAGUGGACAUGAGCAGUGCGUGGAUCAGCUACUUGAGAGAGGAGCACCAAUCUCGGCUAAGACAAAGAAUGGACUUGCCCCGCUGCACAUGGCAGCCCAGGGAGAUCACGUGGACAGUGCCAGGCUUCUGCUCUACCAUCACGCCCCUGUCGAUGAUGUCACCGUCGACUACUUGACCCCUCUGCACGUUGCUGCUCACUGUGGACACCACAAGGUGGCCAAACUGCUGCUUGACCGCAAGGCCAACCCAUCGGCAAGAGCCCUGAAUGGAUUCACUCCACUGCAUAUCGCUUGCAAGAAGAACCGAGUCAAGGUCAUUGAACUUCUGCUGAAGUACGGUGCUUCGGUCCAGGCCGUCACUGAGUCUGGCCUUACUCCACUGCAUGUUGCCGCCUUCAUGGGCAAUAUCAACAUUGUGAUGUACCUCAUCAAAAAUGGCGGAGGUGUCGACGAGACCAACGUGCGUGGCGAGACCCCUCUCCAUCUGGCCGCUCGAGCCAACCAGAUCGAGGUCAUCCGCGUGUUGCUGAGCAACGGGGCUAAGGUCGACGCCCGUGCCCACGAGAACCAGACCCCGCUCCACAUCGCCGCUCGCCUGGGCAACGCGGAGAUCGUCAAACUGCUGCUGGACAACGGGGCGUCGCCCGAUGCCCAGACCCGCGAUCUCUACACCGCUCUGCACAUCGCCGCACGUGAGGGCAAGGAAGACGUGGCGCAGGUGCUGUUGGAUAACGGUGCAACGCUGUCUAUGACUACCAAGAAAGACUUCACUCCUCUUCAUGUGGCAGCCAAGUACGGCCGCUAUGAUGUGGCCCAACUCCUGCUCAGCCGUUACGCUAGCCCAGAUGCGACUGCCCAGAAUGGUCUGACUCCUCUUCACAUCGCUGCUCACUAUGACAACGUCAAGGUUGCUAUGCUGCUCCUGGACCAGGGUGCCUCACCACACAAGACUGCUAAGAACGGAUUCACUCCUCUCCACAUCGCCUCCAAGAAGAACCAGAUGGAUGUAGCCACAACUCUGCUGGAGUACGGUGCCGAUGCCAAUGCCAUGACCAAGCAGGGGAUCAGCCCCAUUCAUCUGGCAGCCCAGGAGGGCCACACUGAGAUGCUAGCCCUCCUGCUGGAGCGUGGCGCCAAGCCCAACAUCCAAUCUAAGAAUGGACUGACCCCUCUCCAUCUGGCUGCCCAAGAGGACCAGCUGGAAGCGGUCUCCAUGCUCCUGGACAACGGCUCCCAGAUUGACCCUCAGACCAAGGCCGGUUACACCCCGCUCCACGUUGCUUGUCACUACGGCAACCUGAAGACCGUUACCUAUCUGCUGGAGCAUGGUUCGGCUGUCCAGGCCAAGACCAAGCAUGGCUUGACUCCAUUACAUCAAGGUGCACAGCAAGGUCAUGUAGCUAUCAUCAACAUCCUCCUUCAACAUAAGGCAGAUCCAAAUGAAAUAGCUAAUAAUGGCUACACGGCUCUGGGCAUUGCGAAGAGGUUCGGCUACAUCUCUGUCGUCAACACUCUCACCACCGUUACCACGGAAACAAGCACCGUUAUCUCUCCCACUGAGGAGAAGCUGAAGGUUCAAGUCCCGGAGACCAUGCAGGUCACUUUCAUGUCCGACACCGAAGACGAAGAAAAUUCUGGGGACGAUGUAUCCAUGACUGGGGACCAGUCUCUGCUGACCCCCCAGGAGAUUAGGACCAUGGGAGACGACUCGGUCAUCAACGACCACCGCCGAUCCUGGGAGGAUGAUUGGAUGCGAGGAGAACCGGUUAUGAACUACUACACCGGUCACGAGUCCCUCUCCGGCCACUACGGGGGCGACAAGCAGCGCCCCGCCUACAGCCCUACCGGUUACAGCACCAUGGACUCCAGGAACAGCACCCUUAACAGGGACUACAAUGCACCCCUGGGUCGCCCCGAUGACAGCAUCAUUGAGGGAGAGAUGAUCAUGGCUACCACUGAGAGCGUCGUGGAAUCAGCACCACCUCUUCUUAGCUCCACGCCCAACCGCCAUUCUACCGGCCCUGUAAUAACACUCAACGGCAAGACCUACAACAUCGGGGACCCCUACGUCGACGAUAACGGCCGCCUCGUCUCUGGCAAGGCCUUUGGACCCAACGGACGACCGGUGUCCGUCACGCUUGACAACGCACCGAUGCACCAGAUGCCGUUCUUUGCAGGGUUCCUGAUCAGCUUCAUCGUGGACGCCCGUGGUGGCACCAUGCGCAGCUGCCGCCUGCCCGGCCUCCGCGUCGUGGUACCGCCACAGCGCGCCUCCGGCCCCACGCGGGUCACCUGCCGUCUCAUCAAGCGCACCAAGCUCACCACCCAGCCACCCCUCAUGGAGAACGAAUCCCUCGCAAGCCGAGUGCUCGAGGUCGGACCUGCCAACACCCAGUUCUUAGGGGGUCUUGGAAAUAAGAGCGUGACCUACCCUCCCCUUAACGACGGCGAAGCCCUCUGUAGCCGAAUCAUUGAAAUGGGGCCGCCGAAUGAAAAGUUUUUGCGACCGGUUUUGAUCGAGGUUCCGCACUUCGCCUCGCUGCGCGGCAACGAGCGUGAGAUCGUGAUCCUUCGCAGUGAGACGGGAGAGACGUGGAAGGAACAUUCUCUGGAUGCAAAUGAGGAGGAGAUCCAGAAAUCCAUGGAGGGAUACGACCAGGAGGACAAUGACCAGUCCAAGGGCCAGUCGGACCGCCGCAUGUGCCGCAUCCUGACCAAGGACUUCCCACAAUACUUUGCCAUCAUCUCGAGGGUUCGUCAGGAGACCAACACCAUCGGACCGUCGGGAGGCAUGCUGAACUCGACCGUCGUACCACAGGUCCAAGCAGUGUUCCCUGAGGGAACCCUCACUAAGAAGAUUAAAGUGGGACUACAGGCUCAACCAGUUGGAAACGAUGUCGUCAAGAAGGUCUUAGGAAACCGUGUGAUGGUGAGCCCCAUUGUCACCAUUGAGCCACGACGCCGGAAAUUCCAUAAACCCAUCACAGUCACCAUCCCCGUACCCACUGCCUACAACCAAGGGGUUAUCAACGGGUAUGGAGGGGACUUCCCUACCUUGAGACUGCUCUGUAGUAUUACAGGUGGAACUGCACCGGCACAAUGGGAGGACAUCACUGGUACUACUCCGCUGACCUUCGUUAACGACUGCGUAUCCUUCACUACCACUGUUUCAGCAAGAUUUUGGCUGAUGGACUGCAAAGAGAUCGACCAGGCGAGCAACUUUGCCCGAGAGCUCUACCAAGAGCUCAAAGCGGUGCCCUUCAUGGCCAAGUUUGUGGUCUACGCCAAGACGCACGACCCCGUGGAAGGGCGCGUGCGCGUCUUCUGCGUGACGGACGACAAGAGCGAGAAAUCUCUGGAGCAACAGGAGAACUUCAAGGAAGUAGCCAGGAGUAAAUUUGUCGAGGUUCUAGAGAGCAGACCGGUCUUCAUCGAGAUGGCAGGCAACCUCGUUCCCGUUCAGAAGUCUGGUGACCAGCUCAACCUCGCCUUCACCGCCUUCCACGAGAACAGGCUGCCGUUCUUUGUCAGGGUACGCGACCAGUCGUCCGAGCGCUGCGGCCGGCUGUCGUUCAUGCGGGAACCCAAGGUGCAAAGGGGCCUUCCUCCCCAGAAGGCCGCUUGCAACCUCAACGUCACUAUGCCAUCUUAUGUCAAGGUGAAAAAAGCAAGUGAAAGUGAAUCGGAGAGCGAAGAAUCAAGCGAAGAUGAGGAGUACAAGAUGGAAAAGGGCGAGCGAGAACAAUAUACAACCCAGAAAGAGCAAAAGAUGUUCACAAAGAAGGAAUUGUAUUCACUCACAAGUAUCGAAGAGUAUCAAGACGGGAGCAAGGAGCAAGAUGGAGUCCCAAGCAAUCUCAACUUUGCAUCGCUCAAACUACGCAAGAGAUACACAUUCCUCCAAGAUCCAUCAAUGAGCCCGAAGAGCGCCCACCAGAGGGCCGAGAUCAGGCUGUGGGACGCCGCCAACCAAGUAGGAGAUCAAUGGCAGGACCUGGGCCGUGAGCUAGGCCUCAGCGAGAGGGAGCUGAAGGCCAUAGAGAGGGAGAACGACGACAGACCAGAACAGGCCUUCGUCAUGCUGCACAAUUGGUCGGAGCAAGAAGGGAAAGAUGCAACGAGUGAGAGGCUGGAGGAGGCGCUAAGGAGUAUCGGUAGGGGAGACAUCAUCGACCGUUGCUUAGGCAACUAUGUUAGUCUAGAUGUUUCAGCCCAACCAGAUGACGAUUCAGAAAUGAUGAGAGACAUCCAGAUGGCUCUAAACGAAUCAGAUCGCCUAGGAAACGACAUUGAUGCCUUUUCACCUCAAGGUCAAGCAGACAUCACACUAGAGUUCUCUGGGGGGCAACAAACACCUGAUAUUCUCCAAAGUACAUUAGAGGAGCAAGCUCGACAAGAGGUUACAGAUAGAUUAAUCAAGGAGUUGAAAGAAGAAGCUAUCGAGGCAAGCUCUUCUGAGGAUGUGAAAGAAUCGGCAGCUGCAGCAGAAUUCUAUGAGGAGAUCAAGGAAGAAAUUCUUGAGAAGCAUGAAGAAGAAAGAAGAGAGCUCCACUUUGAACCCUCGUUCGGAACGCUGGAAGAAACCAAAGAGGAGGAUUCACCCUCUCCAACUGGACCACAGGAUGUCCAAGAUUCAGCUCGACCUACGGACCUAGGGGAGAUGGAAGAACGCACACCGCAGAUAUCCGAGCCAUUGGUCGAUGAGCAACUGGACGCACCCAUGGUGUUAGGAGAUAGAGAGGAGAAGCCAGCAUACACACCAGAAGAACUAGAAGACUUUGCCCAAGCUUUGAAUGAAUUUGCAAUCAAUGACUUACCCGAAGAUGACCAGGAGGCACCAGCCCCUCCCGCAGGACCUAUUGUCACGGAGGACAUGAGCGCCACAGAAUCUGCCCCACCCGCAGUAGAGACCAACCUGAAGCAUCUAGAUGCCAUGACACCGGAAGAAGAGGCGGAGAUGGAGGACCUUCUCAACAUGGACUUCACCAAGGCCUACCACGAGCCAAUGGAAGAAGGCCAAGCUCCCCAAGUAGCAGAGCCUGAGGAAGUUUCUCAUCCUAUGGGAGUGGUUGAGACUGAACCAAACAUUGAGUUCCCUCCAGAAAUGGAAAUGCCAGUCGAUGGUGAUGAGGACAUUGAGGAGGAGAUCGAGGAGUACGAGGAGACCCUGGACGACGGCACCAUCCGCAAGGUCAUCAAGCGACGGAUCAAGAAGCGCACUGUCCAGAUGAUCCCUGUGGAGAUUGACCCUUCGCAGUAUCCCGAGGGAGCCUUUGGCGAUGACGACGAUGUCAGAAGGAUCACAGUCCACAAGAAGGUCACACGCAAGACCUUCAUGAAAGACGGAGAAGAAGUGGAUCAGCAAGAGGAGGUCGAGACCAACAUCGAGGAGGAUGGUGUCGUCAAGGAGAACAGUGAACUCCGGGAGGACCUCCAGCAGAUCGUCGACGGACUUCUCAACGACCAGUCGAUAGAGGGCGAAAGCAUGACGACUGUCGUCGUUUCGGAAGAAACAGUGGAAGGAGACGAAUCUGAAAUUUAGAUUGUUCUCUUUCUGUUUUUGUGUGUCGUGGUCGUUCAAAUCGUUUCAUAUCCUUGUAGAACUUUGAGAGGAUCAAACUUUAGAAAAUUAAAAAAAGAUCAUAGCAUCGUUUUACAUUACCGUAUUCAUUUAUACAUUGUAUUCAUCAGCAGAAUGUUGUUUUAUGACAAGAAAUUUAAAUUACUAGGAUUGGAUAAACCUGUGUUGAUGCAGUUCAAAUAUUUGCUAUUUCUCCGAAUGUGAGAAUAUAAGGCGCAUUCUUCGGAAACUUAUCAUAGAAUUAAAAAAAUAGUAACUUGCUUUCUUAUUGUAAAAAAAUUUGAAUACAAUUAUUGUAUAUCCAUUCAUGACAUGUCUACUCUGUUUGAUACGUAAAGAUGUGACGAUCGAUCAUACUGUAUUGUUAGUCAUAAUUCCUGCUCUGUAAAAUGGAGAAGGCAGGUUCAAGCAAAUGCUAUAUGUAGGUACUUGUAAUGUAGGGCUAGUGCAAAGACGAGGUCACAAAACUUGCGUGAACUUUGACCUUUGACCCAGAGCAGACUGCCUGGAUAUUCAAUCUUUGACUGGACUCGGAUUAUCUUGUAAUUAUUGUACAUGUUUAAUAAUAGACAAAAGUGAUUGUUUGUGUGUGCGUGGCUGUGUCAUGAAGUAGAUUCCUGUGUUCUUAGAAUGUUGUUUCUCAUGCUCAACAGAUGCAAUUUGAGAAUUAGCAGAUAUUUGGGAGGAAAUAAACUGCUAAUUGUGUUUUCUUAUAUCACGCUAUACAGUGAACUUUUAAAAAAGUUGGGGAAGAAAAAUACAGCAUGGAGUUCGUGUAAGGAGUGAAAUAUAGAUGUUGAAUAAUGAUAUUAAACCUGGAAAAAUUAUGAAAUGUUUCUUUGGAAUGUAGAGCGAUUUGGUAUAUGGGAUCUUAUCUAUUGCUUCACGCAUGCUGAUGGCAUCAUUCUUUAGAGAACUUCUUUGUUGUUUUGUCUGUAUAAACAUUGAUCGUGAAAAGAAAAUUUAGCUCGCUUUAUUUGAUAGAGAUUAUGGAUUUAUGACUUUCUGCGAAUGCACUCUUCUCGUUGGUGUUAUUUGAUGCCAACAUGGGAAGCGUUCAUUUCAUUCUUUUUCUUUGGGAUGAUUUGUAGCGGUAAUUAACUUGCCUCGGGUUUUAGCUUCAACUAACCAAUCGAUACCAUGUCAUUUCCAAAUGAAAUAGAUUAUAUCUGGGUGUAUAAUAUUUGCUUAUUUGUGAUUUCAAUAUUCACUCGUAAAGAGGAUUUCUGGAAAGUAGAUUGGUAUAAUAGUAGACUCUUGCCUGUGGUUCAGUGUAAUGUUCGUAGAUAAAUCUGUGAUUUGUGUGAAAUUUCAAAGAAAUUUGUUCGAAAAAAGGAUAUGAAUGCUGUAUAUGGCUUUGCUAUGGCGAAUAUGAAUAUCGUCAAUUGAUUAACAUGAUUAAUGAAUUUAAACUGUCACAUUCUUUGUAAUUUGGAGGUGUUUAUUCUGAUUUUAGUGCAUGCUGAUGCUAUCAUAGCGAUUACGUAAUCCCAUAUAGAGUCUGUCGACAUAUUUUGUGCAGUACUUGUCUGGUCUACUCCUGUGUAUACCCCCAAGACAUUUUACCAUGUGAUAUAAUAUUAUUCUAAGUGCAAAAAAUGGAUAGGAAUUCUAAUAAGGCAUGUUUUGACUUUCUUUCUUUCGCCAAAAAAUAAUCAUGGCAUAAUGGAUCGCAUAUAAAUUUGGAAAUUAUCUAACUUUGAUGAAAUAUUUGAUUAAUCACAAUAUCUAGUUGCUAUAUUAUAGAGUGUUUUUCUGUAGUUAUCUAUCGGUGUGACGAUAUAAGAUUAAAAUAUAAUGUUGAUUUACUUUCCAAUUUAAAAGCAGAAAAGUAUGAUAUAUAUUGCAAUGUGAUUGUUUCUUUAAAAACACUGGGUAAUUCAUUCUCUUUUUUUUCUGUGAUAAUGGUAAAUAUAUAUAUAGUUCAAAUGUUAUUGCAGUGCAGAUGAUAAUUAAUAGACUAGGCAAUGUUUCCUGCACUUAAAAUAGAUUCGGUAGCUGUGUAAAUGUACAUCAAUAAGACUCGCUUGACUAGCUGAAAAUUAAUAGUAGACAGCUCCAUAGGAUCUAUAUAUUAAACAAAGAAACACUGCAGUACAAGUGCACAAUGUGAAACUGGUGUAUUUAUGACAGCUCUUAGGACACUGGUGCGUAUUUAUGUCUGCAUUUGGUGAACUUGGAGUAUGAUGUAAAUUCCACUUAUUCAACAUUACAAAAAAAAAAUUGGUUGUGAUAUUUUGAGUUCUUCCUACAAAGAGGGAGGUAUUUCAUACAUUGUUUUUCUCUCUUUUUUUGUUUGUUUCCUGAUGUGGAUGUAUAGAGGUGUUUCAUUCUUGAGAUACUAUUGAAAGUAAACAAAUUAUGGUAAACAGGAAAGCGUGUGAUACAGCCGUUUGAAGAAGAAAAAAAAAAUCAUGUGCGUUUAUUCUAAGGAGAAGGGUUAUCUGUCUGCACGUUCCCAGUAAAUGAGAAAAAAAAACUUA